Molecule: messenger RNA, 723 nt
Organism: Zingiber officinale
Lineage: Eukaryota; Viridiplantae; Streptophyta; Magnoliopsida; Zingiberales; Zingiberaceae
Product: probable E3 ubiquitin-protein ligase ATL44
Exons: 1
Coding region: 39-578 (179 amino acids)
Source: RefSeq, a predicted model, not a curated record
UUGCCAUCGUCCGCAGACUUGUCACGAUCCACGACACGAUGCGGUCUCCGGCGAGGUUCCUCCUCUUCUCGGCUGAGCCAUCGAGCGCCUCCAUCCCCUUCGACGCCGACGUCGUCGUCAUCCUCGCGGUCCUUCUCUGCGCCGCCCUCAGCUUCGUCGCCCUCGCUCUCGUCGCGCGCUGCUCCAGCCCCCGCGCUGCCGCUCCCGCCGCCGCCGCCGCCGCCGCCGCCCCUCCUCCCAGCAAGGGCGCCAAGAAGAAGGCCCUCCUCGCACUCCCCACGCUCGCCUUCGACUCCUCUGUCUCCACCCUGGGGGGCGGCGCCGGGCUGGUCGACUGUGCCAUAUGCCUCGCGGAGUUCGCCGACGGCGAGAUCGUCCGCGUCCUGCUGCAGUGCGGCCACGGAUUCCACCGCGACUGCGUCGACGUUUGGCUUCGGUCCAGCGCGUCCUGCCCCUCCUGCCGCCGGAGCUUGACUGUCUCCGCCCCGCCGCUGUGUGAGCACUGCUGCAAGAGCUCCGGCGCCGACGCCGGCGCCGUAGAACACGACGGCGGAGGAUCCAGUACGUUCUUGCCCUGAAACCCAAAACAUAGACAUGAAACGAAGAAGACGCUCACCGACUGUUUGUUGUUAUGUUUCUUUCAAAUUUGUCGAUCAAUCUACUGAUCAUGUUUGUGUAAAUCGAUCACUUACUCCACGUUGAAAAGAAAUUUUGUGCUCGAUC